AUGUCAACAACAAAAAUAUAUUAUGUGCCUGAACCUCUAAAGCCUUCACCUAAUUAUCGAGAAAUUGUCAAGUAGUGAAAGAAUUUAUAUAGAAAAUUAAUAGAUUCUAGACAAGAGGAUAAAUCAAAAAUCGACGAGUAUUUAGAUCAUUUCCAACCUACAAUUGAUGAAACAAGAGAGAAACAAGAUUAAUAUUUAGGCAAAAGGUAUUUUUUCUAAUUUAUUAUAUGAGAUAUCGAUCAAUUCUAUAAGCUCUUGAAAGGGCCAAGAAUAACUUAAUUAAGUACAAUUUGUCUUUGUUGGAAUUGCAAGAUAAAAUUGAAAAAAGUGUAGAAAUAAGAAAAGUACUUGAAGAUGUCAACAACUAUAAAACUUAUAGUGAAGCAUUNCUGAAUAGUAUGAAGAUUUAAGCUGAAACUAUGAUCAUUGAGGAAGGAAGAAGAAAUAUGUUAUGUAAUAUUUUAGUUUCUGUUGGUACAUUAACUAGAGCUCAAGAUAAUAUGAUACAUGAAUAACUAAGUAUUUUCAUUCAAAUAAUCUCAUAUGUUACAUUUUAUUAGCAGUUAUCUUAAACACAUAAACAAAAAAGGAAUUAGAUUGAGCUAUUGAUAAUAGUUAAGGGCCUUUUUUGA
This is a messenger RNA of Paramecium sonneborni, 632 nucleotides long. The record is from the annotation of a GenBank genome assembly. NCBI's taxonomy places the organism in Eukaryota, Ciliophora, Oligohymenophorea, Peniculida, Parameciidae.